AUGGCAGAUAACAUCGACAACAAGGGGAUAUCGGCACAUAAUGAAAUCGAAAGCCUGAACCUGCCUCCUACUUCACACAAGUUCAGGUUUUCUGAGAAGUCCAAACACCAGAAUGGUGAUGUCGCGCUGAAGCUUUUCGCCAAUGCAGACGAUCUGCAUGUUCCGAUUGAUGAGGCAGAAGAAAAGAAACUCAUCCGCAAAGUCGACUUCUUGAUUCUUCCUCUGAUCGCUGUCAAUUAUGCCUUCUUCUACAUCGACAAGACGACUCUGUCCUAUGCCGCUAUAUUCGGUAUCCGCGACGACCUUCACCUGCAUGGAACCCAGUACAGUUGGCUCAGCAGUCUUUUCUAUUUUGGCUUCCUGGCAUGGGCGUUUCCCACCAACUUCUUGAUGCAAAGACUCCCGCUGGGCAAAUACCUGGGUUUCAAUAUAUUCAUGUGGGGAUUCUUCCUCAUGCUACAGGCUGCUUGCAACAGCUUCGCCACACUUGGUGUCCUGAGAGCCCUCGCCGGCGCAGCUGAAGCAUGCUCAGACCCCUCUUUCAUGCUCAUUACCUGCAUGUGGUAUACCCGACGGGAGCAGCCAUUGCGCAUUGGACUAUGGUACACAGCAAAUGGUCUCGGGAUCGCACUCGGUGGCCUUCUCGGCUACGCCAUUGGUCACAUCAGAGGAGCGUUGGCAUCAUGGAGGUACGAGUUCAUCAUCAUUGGUACGCUCUGCUGCACGUGGGGAAUCGUCAUUGCAAUCUUCAUGCCCGAUAGCCCCGUCACGGCCAAAUUCUUGAACGAUCGCGAGAAGAGAAUUGCCGUUGAGCGGCUGAUGGGUAAUCAAACUGGGGUGGAAUGCAAGAUUCUAAAGCCCUACCAAAUCUGGGAGGCCUUCACAGAUAUCAAACUAUACCUGUUCUUCAUCCUGGGCGUCGUUGGAAACAUACCAAAUGGAGGUAUUUCGAACUUUGGCACUCUCAUUAUCAAAGGCUUUGGAUUUUCAACGCUGGUUACCACGCUAAUGCAGAUUCCCUAUGGUGUCUUCAUCAUCCUGUCGAUCUUGACGUGUGUCUUCCUGAACAACCGCUUCCCCAACAACAACCGCUGCAAAUUCAUCCUGCUAUUCCUGUGCCCCAACAUCGCCGGCGCUUUUGGAUUGUGCUUUGUCAACGAGAAACACCACGUCGGCCGCUACUUCUGCUACCUACUCACGGGCCCUUACAACGCGGCCUUUGUGAUGAUUCUGUCCCUCCAGAUCGCGAAUACCGCGGGCCAUACCAAGAAAGUCGUCACCAACGCUGUCCUGUUCUUGGGGUAUUGUACCGGAAACAUCGCCGGCCCGUUCUUCUACAAGACAGAUCAAGCGCCCGGAUACACGCUGGGCAUUUGGAGCAUGAUCGUCAGCCAUCUCCUCGAAGUCUGCGUCAUCAUCACCUUCUGGAUGCUGAUGAAGUACGAAAACGCCCGCCGCGACAAGAUCCAGGGCCACCAGGAACGCGACCUCGACGCCACGGCGUUCGGAGACCUGACGGACCGGGAGAAUUUGAACUUUCGGUACAUCUACUGA
Molecule: messenger RNA, 1554 nt
Organism: Fonsecaea multimorphosa CBS 102226
Lineage: Eukaryota; Fungi; Ascomycota; Eurotiomycetes; Chaetothyriales; Herpotrichiellaceae
Exons: 9
Coding region: 1-1554 (517 amino acids)
Biological process (GO): transmembrane transport
Cellular component (GO): membrane
Molecular function (GO): transmembrane transporter activity
Source: RefSeq, a predicted model, not a curated record